Messenger RNA from Pseudophryne corroboree (corroboree frog), 843 nucleotides. Its product is annotated as olfactory receptor 10R2. The transcript is spliced from 3 exons. Gene Ontology annotation, cellular component: plasma membrane. Gene Ontology annotation, molecular function: olfactory receptor activity. The coding region runs from base 1 to 843 and encodes 280 amino acids. Gene Ontology annotation, biological process: detection of chemical stimulus involved in sensory perception of smell; G protein-coupled receptor signaling pathway. The record is from RefSeq and is a predicted model, not a curated record. NCBI's taxonomy places the organism in Eukaryota, Metazoa, Chordata, Amphibia, Anura, Myobatrachidae.
AUGGCAUAUGAUCGCUAUGUUGCUAUAGCUAAUCCUCUGCGUUAUAAAAUUAUAAUGAGAUGGAACACAUGUACAAUGCUUUUAGGCAUAACAUGGAUAACUAGCUUUAUAAUAGGCUUUAUAGCAGUUUAUUCUGUUUUCAGGCUCCCAUUUUGUGGCAGACAUAAGAUUGACCAUUUCUAUUGUGAUGUAGGACAGGUUUUGCUCUUGACCUGUUCUAAUACAACAAGCCACAGGCUAAGUGAGUUGAUAACCUUCUUUACUGGGUUUGGCUUGUUUACGAUCCCAUUUCUUCUCCUGGUUACAUCCUAUGUGUAUAUUAUUUCUGCUAUUCUGAAAAUCCGCACUAAUGAGGGCCGACGGAAGGCCUUCUCCACCUGCUCAUCACAUCUCACUGUGGUUGUAGCUGAAUAUGCUUGUCUUGGAUUUAUUUAUUUCCGACCGAGUGAAGCUUAUUCAUUGGAUAAGGACAAGGUAUUUGUAAUUACCUUUACAUUUGUCACUCCUAUAAUAAACCCUGUUGUCUACACUAAGAAGUAUUUGGAUGAAAUCGUGAUAUUCUCUGAGGAUAUAGCAAAUCUCCGCGAGCAUCUAUGUGAAGUGCUUUCUCGACUCAAUGCUAUCCAGUUCUUCUGCAAAUUAGAGAAAUGCUCCUUUAAGCAAAAAGAACUGGCAUUUCUAGGUUACAUCAUUUCGGGCUCUAGUCACCUGAUGGACCCAAAGAAACUCUUCGCCAUUAUCAUUUGGUUUCAUCCAACUACACUCCCAUUACCACAUUCACCAAUAAAGGCCAAGAUAUCAGAAUAUGGCCUCCUGAAGCGGAAGAAGCAUUCUCUAAACUAG